AUGUCUACUGGAAAAAAAGAUACUAUCAAUAUACUCGAUUUACCUGACGAAAUAGUGCUUGCUAUCAUCAGGAAAUUAAAUAUGAUCAAUGUACUUUAUUCACUGGUGGGUGUAAAUCAACGAUUUGAUCGACUUGUACUCGAUCCUCUCUAUGUUCAUCAUCUAGAUUUAACGGUUACGUCGUUGCUUAAUAACAAUUUUUCAGUAGGCAAGAAAGUUCUUGAUAGAAUUUGUGAAGAAAUUUUGCCUCGAAUUAGUAAUAAUAUUAAAAAAAUCAUUCUUGAUCAACAUUCUAUGGAACGUAUACUUCCUGCUAUUGUCUUUUCUCAACUUUAUUCAUUAACACUUAGCACUUUACAACCAGAUGCACUUUUACCAUACUUAACAGAAUUAACAUUAUAUCUAUCGAUAAGACGAAUUGAAUCGACUUAUAUUGAUGGUACUCAUUUAUACGAUGAAAUUCUUAUUCAUAUGCCACAAUUAAAAAAAUUCAAUUUCAAUAUAUAUACACUUGUUUUCAACAAAGAUAUCAAAAUUAAUCUUCCAUCAAACAAUGAUAUUCAACAGAGUUUUGUCAAAAGAGGAUAUCAACAAAUUGAUUCAUAUACUCACAAACGAUCAACAAUAAAUGUAUCCACAUGCCAUAUCUAUUCACUUCCAUAUCAAUUUGAUAAUUUUUUUAAUAUGAACUGCCAUUUUCCAGGUGGUAUAUUUGAGAAAGUUCAGUGUGUGGUGAUGACUGAUAAAGAACAUCCAUUCGAACGUGAACUUUUUCAAAUUAUGUCUCAUUCUUUUCCUUUUCUUCGACAAUUAGCUAUGUGUAAUUAUGAACCACAAAAAAGAAAACAGCAUUCAUCUGAGAAUGAUAAAGAUUCAUCAACAAUAUCGAAUACAGAUAAAGAUAAAAAAGUUAAUCGUAAACAAUUAGGUGCUUUUGGAAAUAAUUCAUUAAUGAUGAAAUUACUCGAAUUAAAACGUUCAUUAUAUCAAAUACAUAAAAGUUCAUUAAAUUCAUCUGAGAAUGAUCGUUUUGAACAAGUAUUUUCAACAACAUUAAUGUGUAUGAAAUCAGUUUUACGUCUUACUUUUUUAAUUGGUGGAAUUUUAUGGACAACAGGAAAUAUUCUAAGUAUUUUUGUUAUUCGUAUUAAUGAUUUAGGAAUGUCAACGUUACUUUGGUGUACAACAAAUAUGCUUGUUGGUUGGGCAAGUGGACAUUUUGGUUGGUUUGGUUUAUCACCCGAAAAUGUUGAAAAACCAAUUCUUAAUUAUAUUGGUGUUAUAAUUACUUGUUUAAGUGGUAUUGCAUUUUUAGGAAUACGUACAAUAAAACAAGAAGAAAUUAUUCAAAAUUUAGAAGAAGAACAACAACCUAUUCUUCAAUCAUCGCCAAUUGUAACAACAUGUAAUGAUGCAACUCCAAUUGAUACACCAACUAUUACUAUUUCAUCAUCUACAAAUUUAUAUAAAUGUAUUAUUGGUUGUAUAUUAGCUAUUAUUGCUGGUAUUUUAUUUGGUUUUAUUUUUAUUCCAAGUACUUAUAUUCAAGAUCAUCCUAAUAUAUAUCAAACAGCAUCAAAAAAUGGUCUUCAUUAUGUAUUUGCAAUGUAUUCUGGAAUAUUUUUUUCAUCAAUGUUUUACUAUCUAAUUUAUAUUGUUUGUAAAGUUAUUAUAUCUGGUAUUAUGUGGAGUAUUGCACAAGUUGGUUUUCUUAUUGCAAAUAGUGUUUUAAGUCAAACAAUAUCAUUUCCAUUAAUUACAAUUGGACCUGGUACAAUUGCAAUAUUUUAUUUUAAAGAAAUUUUUGGUCGAAGAAAUUAUUUAAUUAUUAUUAUUGGUACAUUACUUCGAAUUAUUUCUGCUAUACUUAUUAUAUUAUCAAAACCAAUACCACGUUAA
This is a messenger RNA of Rotaria sordida, 1899 nucleotides long. NCBI's taxonomy places the organism in Eukaryota, Metazoa, Rotifera, Eurotatoria, Philodinida, Philodinidae. The record is from the annotation of a GenBank genome assembly.